Messenger RNA from Brienomyrus brachyistius, 2032 nucleotides. RefSeq names its product family with sequence similarity 43 member B (gene fam43b). The record is from RefSeq and is a predicted model, not a curated record. The transcript has a single exon. Bases 264 to 1220 code for a protein of 318 amino acids. NCBI's taxonomy places the organism in Eukaryota, Metazoa, Chordata, Actinopteri, Osteoglossiformes, Mormyridae.
UGUGUUUUUGGGAAAGCGAGUGCGGUGCGGGGCUGACUGAGCUGAAGAGAGGGCGUUCGAGUGGAGGGCUGAGUUCCCAGUGCCGUGUGAGGCAGGCACAGAAAGAGGAGGAGCGAGCGAGCAAGGAACAGGCUGACUAGUGCUCUCGCUCUCAGUCUCCCCUCAGCGCACAGCACAGCCGAGCCUUUCUCUCCCUCUCUCUCUCAAGCACACAGAGUUAGCAGCCAGGAGUGAGGGUAGCAAGCAGAGCACCUGUCCCAGUCAUGCUACCCUGGAGACGGAGCAAAUUCGUACUGGUCGAGGACGAGACCAAAGGCAAGCCUAAAAGCCUGACUGCAGGGCUAACUUACCAUUCCAUCAUCUCGUCCCUGGUCCGAUCCUGCCCCGACCUGCUGCCCGACUACGCCUUCGAGCGCUUGGGGAGUGUCUUCCGCACCAAGAGGCAGAAAGUUGAGCUCAACAAGGACGAGCCCACUUACACAGUGCGCUACCUGGGCAGCACCGUCACCCUGAACGCUAAGGGGGAAGGCUGCACCGAGGAAGCGGUGGCCAAAAUCUGGAGCAAAAGUGACUACGGCGGGCAGAGCACAAAAAUGAAGUUGACCGUGGGGCUGCAGGGCAUCCGACUGAGCCACGACAAGGCGUCCAAGAAGCUGGGGAACCUCUUCGUCCUCCAUCGCAUCACGUACUGUGCGGCCGAUUCCCGACGACCCAAGAUCUUCGCUUGGAUCUACCGGCAUCAGAUCAAGAACAAGGCUGUGGUGCUUCGAUGCCAUGCGGUGCUAGUCACCAAGCCUGAGAAGGCCAGGGCCAUGGCAAUCAACCUCUACCAGACCUCCACUGCAGCCUUCAACGAGUUCAAACGGUUUAAACGGCAGAAUGAUUUCAGGCACUGCCAGCAGCAGCUGUUAGGGGGGGACAUGGUGCCAGGGAUGCCCCUACGGAGGGUGCUCAAUGGCCAGUGUCACUACCGGCCGCCCCUGGACAGCUCUCCUGGCGUCUACCGACUCGGGUCCAUCACCGAGGAGGAAGAAGAAGGUGACAAAGAAGAAAAUGAGAGAGACGUGAACAAGGUGGACAAAGAACGGGUCCAGUCAGGUCCCUCCAACAUUUCUUCACACGACAGGGACUUGGGUAAGAUAGUCAACAGACUGGACGCAUGCAGCCUUGGCAGCAUCAGAUGUCUGGCGAGGCAGUUCAGUAUCCGCAGACUCCUGUGAGAAAACUCUGCCACACUUUGCCACCAAGGACGCUGUCCUGUGGGCUUUACACUCUCUCCUCAUGGACAUGUGAGGUCCCUGUGAAGCCACAUCGACCUCAGUGACCGUGAGUGGGGGAUAAGAGACUUCUGGCUGAAAGGCUUCCCUUUCCCCUUGUUGCAGCAUUGUUUGUUGAGGAUUAUACCUGGAAGGGCUGUGAGGCUUUCACUACGAUAAUAUCACAAAGGGAACAAUGAACUCAGAAGCAAUCAGUUCACAGAGAGAGGAGUCACUUGGCUCACAGUGCAUCUUCCCGUCCUCUUGAGACCAAUUUCAGACGAAGCAGACAGUGAGAUACACUUUUCGAUUGCUAUGUACCAUUUAAAGUGUAGCUGUCAUCAAUGCUUACGACAAUUUUUCAUCAACUGAUUAGUCUUCGGGAAAAAUUCUUUGUAAUUUUUUUUUAAAAAGCCAAGCCUUCUGGAAUUUUCCACAGCUGAUUAAAUCUCUGAGUGUGCCCUCAAUCCUGAUAAGAGCAAAAAAUGAAGGACAGUUUUACUGUUACCAGGAAAAUGAAACACCCAAUGAAGUAAGCCAUAAUUUAAAAACAAAACUAUGAGGUUAUCUUGUUUAAAUCUGCCAUUUACUAGACCUUGCUUAUCACUUGUGCAUGCCAACUAGGUCACAUUUUAAUUUAAGCUUUUAAAGGUUACUUGUUUAUACAUUUGGAGUGUUUUAACUCUGCACUGUGAUAUCUGUACCUACUCAGAAUUCCAAUGUGGUUGGUUCGCAUUACUUUUUAUAAUGCAAUAAAAUGUGAUGAACCAACCUGG